CUCACAACUCACCGGGCUCAUCUGUGUGUCAGCAUUUCAGACAUCGUUAAGCGCUUUCGCGAAGCGACCUCAGCGCCGACGCCUUUUACAGAGCUGCUCCAGGACGCAAAGGUGGUGGACAUCCUUUCCGAAAGGAAGCCGCGACGCAACACUUCAAGCGGAUCCCGCGAGCGCAAUCCGAGCAAGGAGUACCUCGAUGACCACCGGGAGGUCAAGAGGAAGAACUCAGCGGCUUCAUUCAUCAGCCAGGUGUUCACUGAGGAGGACCGCCACCAGCGGCGUCGAGAUGCCGUCCUAAAGAACGCGCUUGAUCGACUGGAACUGGAGAUGCGGCGAGGCCAACAGGCUAUUUCUCGCGCGGAGUUGGCGGAGCGCAGAGCUGCGGAGGCGGAGGCUCGUGCACUCGCGACGGAGACCGCGACGCUCGGGGAUCGGCACCUGGAACAAGAGCUACACGCGCUUCGCAUGCAGGCUGAGGGUUUACACCAUGAACUUCGGCAGGCCCAGGAAAAGGCGCGAGUGUUGGAAAGACAGAAGGAAGAGGCCCAGGAGGCUGCGUCGAGAGCCCGGGAAGCGGCAAGGAAACACGAGACCGCUCUGAAAGAUUGGCAAGCCAAAGAUGACGCCAAGGAAGAAGGACGGCGAAUCGCAUUGCAGACAGAGUAUGAGAAUGGGAGGCGAGAGGGCUGGGAUGCGGCUCACGCCGAGGCGUUUGAGGAAGGUCACGAGAACGGGUUCGAAGAGGGUCGCGAGCAGGGAUUCCAGGCGGGUCGGAUAGACGGAUUCGAAGACGGGAGGCAAGUCGGCAGGCGUGAGGGCUUCGACGACGGAUACCAACAAGGCAGAAGAGAAGCCCGCGACGAGGCCCUCGUCGCCUUUGAUCGAUACAUGGACGAACAUGGCACCCCGGGUAGAGACAGUCCACGACCGGGUUGGAUACAUCGCCGCAUGCACGGGGAUACAGACAGGCGACAGUAA
Molecule: messenger RNA, 978 nt
Organism: Punctularia strigosozonata HHB-11173 SS5
Lineage: Eukaryota; Fungi; Basidiomycota; Agaricomycetes; Corticiales; Punctulariaceae
Exons: 2
Source: RefSeq, a predicted model, not a curated record